Molecule: messenger RNA, 657 nt
Organism: Cladocopium goreaui
Lineage: Eukaryota; Dinophyceae; Suessiales; Symbiodiniaceae
Source: the annotation of a GenBank genome assembly
AUGGGUGCUCGCGGAAAGCGAGUGCUGGCAUUCCUUGUGUUCACCUUCGGCCUGACUAGCGCUUUACGCGAUGAAACGAGGUUCGCCCUUGAAGCGGAUGAUGUCAAAGGCAGCUCUGGCAGCUCUUGCGCGAACUUCGUGAUGACCACAUUGACGCAGAUUGAUGCUGUCAAGGACCCUGGUGCUCGUAUCGGCGCAGUGUUGGCAGGGCAGGAUUUCUUAGCGGAUUGUUGCCGCAACACCGACUAUGAUGAGUUCCUGCAAGCCGCUGCGACUCCUAUGAAUGAGUCCUACGUGGUAAAAGGGCUGCCUUUAUUUGACAAGCAGACUGCACUGGUGAUCGUCGACAUGCAACGGGAUUUCACCGAGGGCUCCUUUGCUCAGCCCUGCUGGUCCAAGAUUGGAAAAAAGUUCCUGACGCAGAUGGUCGAUGCUAUUGAGAAAGCCCAGGCUGCUGGCUCCUUGAUCAUCGCUACUAAAGAUUUUCACCCCCAGGACCAUUGCAGCUUUGCCGGCGAGUCCAGCUGUAUGAACAAGAAGGAUGCCAACGAAGAGAGCGCCCUGUCGAGGUUAGCUAUUGAGAUGCGAAAUGCUGUUUUGCAUCAAGGCUGGAAGUGCGCCAUGAACUCCUUGGUUGUGGAUGAUGAAGACUUGUAG